CUAAUCACGCAUUAUGCAUACAACUUUUAUACGUGACCAAAACAACAAACUGAACAAUCAAAUUCGAAAGGAAUGGCCUGGAGUGAAGCAUAGCUGAAGGAAGCCCCAUGUUGAAUACAUUCAUCAGGAUAAUACCACAACCACUCAAGCAUCUCUCCUGGAUCAGUAACAGUUUUCCACAGAAAAAUUCUCCCAUCAUUCGAAGACUAACCCGACCUGUUACUAUGGCAACAUUUGAUGCAAAGGCGGUGGUGGAGCGAGGGCGGGCUGCGUUCAGAGCUGGGAAGACCAGAUCUUAUGAGGCGAGGAUGAAACAUCUUAAAGACUGCUAUCGCAUGAUACAAGAGCAUCGACAAGACUUUAUUGAUGCCAUUCACAAAGAUCUGAAAAAGCCUGCGUUUGAAUCGAAUGCAUAUGAGAUUAUGAUGGCAGAGAAGGACAUUGUUCAAUUUAUGAAUGAAUUAGAAGACUGGAUAAAACCCAUGAACGUGCCUACUGACAUCAUGACCGUGGGCAAGGUAGCCUACAACGUGUGGGAGCCUCUGGGACUGUCCCUCAUCAUAGGGGCAUGGAACUACCCCUUCCAGCUGGUCAUUGAGCCCCUGGUAGCUGCCAUGGUCGCUGGUAACACCGCCAUCAUCAAACCAUCCGAACUAGCCAUGGAGACAGCGUUACUGUAUGAAAAGCUUUUUCCUCAGUAUCUCGACAAUGACUGUUACCAGGUUGUGAAUGGUGAAGUUAAGGUGACAACUCAACUGUUAGAACAGAAGUUUGAUCACAUUCUCUACACCGGGAGUGGGGUGGUCGGGAGGAUCGUCAUGGGAGCAGCAGCUAAGCAUCUUACCCCAGUCACCCUGGAGCUUGGAGGAAAGAGUCCUUGUUACAUAGAUUCAGACUGUGACAUCGUUACAUCAGUACGACGGGUCACAUGGGGGCGCUUCAUGAACUGCGGUCAGACCUGUGUUGCUCCAGACUAUGUGAUCUGCCACUCCCGGGACAAUGAGAGGAUAGUGAAGGCCUUCCGGUCAGCGGUCAAGGAGCUGUACGGAGAGGAUCCCCAGCAGAACCCUGCCUAUGCUAGGAUAGUCAACCAGAGGCAUUUCAAGAGGAUAGCUGCCCUAAUGGACGGUCAGAAUGUAGUGAUUGGGGGUCAGACUGAUGAAUCUGAUCUCUACAUUGCUCCUACUGUCAUCUUGAAUGCUAGCGAAACUGCCAAGUGCAUGACGGAAGAGAUCUUCGGUCCAAUCCUACCUAUCUUCAAUUUAGACACAGUUGACCAAGCCAUUGACUUCAUAAAUGACAGGGAUAAACCAUUGGCCUUGUAUGCCUUCUCUAACAACCUGAAGACCGUACAAAGGUUUGCUGAUGAGACAUCAAGUGGAGCUUUCCUUGGAAAUGAUGUCAUUAUACAUGCUGCAAUUGACUCAAUGCCGUUUGGUGGAGUAGGCGGAUCAGGUCAAGGGUCAUACCACGGCAAGUUCUCAUUCGAAGUCUUCUCUCACAAGAAACCUGUGCUCAUUGACAAACACAUGUGGCUCACCGAAAAGGCACAAGGCAUGCGGUACCCUCCCUACACUCCUCGCAAGACCCAGAUAACCCAGUUCUUCUUGAAGAAGAGUCCAAAGAGAAAAGGAUUCUUUUAUACCUUCCUCAAGCUUACUCUCAUCGGAUUUCUUCUUGCUGUUGUCUGCAAGGAAAGAAGAAGAUUGGCAGUGGUCUUCAGGGCAUUCGGUGUUGAGAAGUAUCUUCCCAGUGCCUUGAAACAGUGAUGUCAUGAUGAGAUCAGAAGACGGACCAAACCAGAGACCAAAGACAACUAUCGAUUUAGACUCAAAUUCAUAAUAAUAAAAGUUCUGUUUUUUAAAUAAUAAAUAUAGCGCUUUUCAGGACCGCAGGCCCUCUCAAAGCGCUUUAUAGAUAUAUAUAUCAUAGUCUACAGUUAUUCAUUUGUAGCGCUUCUUUAGGGCAGAAUGAUAGUGUAGUGCAUGUACUAGUCACAUUGUCACCUAAAGUCUAGCUGUAAGUGCCAUAUAAAACAGAAAUUAUGUUUAACAAUUGAACAAAUCAUCUGUGUGUGCCAUAUUGUGUUUUUCAUGGGAUAGAUAUACCACAGGCUUCAAUAUUAUUUGACUGUUUCCAGUGCAAGAAUAAUCUGUACCAGUGUUAAAAGGGUUGUCAUGGAGCUAAUCAAGACUGGAAAAUGAUCAUUUUACUAAGUCAUUGUGUUGCACAAAGCAAUCCUUCUGUCAAUUGGUGCCUGUUGAUUUGUGCAAAAUUGCAUGUCUCUUUCAUAUACAGCUAUUCUUUAUGUGAUAGUGUUACUGUUGCAUUACUGUUUACCAAUGAAGUUUAAUUCUAGAGCAUGCAAUCAUUUGGGUACCUGUAUCUAGUAAACAUGAUGAUAAUUAAUUGUUUGUUUGUAUUACCUGACUGCCAAGAAAGCAUGUGUGUGAUUGUAAGCAAGCAACCAGGGGACUGAUGGCUUAAAGUC
This is a messenger RNA of Strongylocentrotus purpuratus (purple sea urchin), 2491 nucleotides long. Its product is annotated as aldehyde dehydrogenase family 3 member A2. Gene Ontology annotation, molecular function: aldehyde dehydrogenase (NAD+) activity. Gene Ontology annotation, cellular component: cytoplasm. The transcript is spliced from 15 exons. Bases 108 to 1769 code for a protein of 553 amino acids. Gene Ontology annotation, biological process: aldehyde metabolic process. The record is from RefSeq and is a predicted model, not a curated record. NCBI's taxonomy places the organism in Eukaryota, Metazoa, Echinodermata, Echinoidea, Camarodonta, Strongylocentrotidae.